UUUCUAAAACUCUACUAAGCACUUUCUUAUCUCUUCUUCAAUAAUUUCAGUCUCAGUCUAUUUUCCUUUCGGGUGGUGUGAUUUCAUUUCAAGUCAUCUAAGUUCACAAUUGCUGUGUUUUCUUUCAGCUGGGAAGAGGAAGGGCAACUUCUUUUUUUCACUUCUCAAAGUUGUUACGGUACAAAGAGAAACGAAGCGGGGUGGGGUGGUGCUAAGGUUGGAGAGAUAAGCAUAAGAAAGAAAGUAGAGAGGAGAAGAAUUUUGGCCCCAAAAGAUCGGAGACUUUCACAAAGGGGGUGGUGUGGGGGGUGGGUUUUGGCCAAGUGAUGCGCUCAGGAGCCUGUGCGGUGCAGCAGACCCUCACAACAGAGGCUGCUUCAGUAUUGAAGCACUCUCUCAGCCUGGCAAGGAGGAGAGGCCAUGCUCAGGUCACUCCCCUCCACGUGGCUGCCACUUUGCUAAGCUCAAGGGCUAGCCUUUUGAGAAGGGCUUGUCUCAAGUCUCAGCCUCACCCGACUCCGCAUCCUCUUCAGUGUAGAGCUCUCGAGCUUUGCUUUAACGUGGCUCUCAACAGACUACCCACAACGCCUGGUCCUCUCCUUCAUGGCCAACCCUCCCUCUCAAACGCUCUGAUUGCAGCACUCAAAAGAGCACAAGCCCACCAGAGAAGGGGCUGCGUUGAGCAACAGCAGCAACAGCCUCUCUUGACUGUAAAAGUGGAGCUGGAACAGCUCGUCAUAUCCAUACUCGAUGACCCUAGCGUUAGUAGGGUUAUGAGGGAAGCUGGCUUCUCCAGCACUGCUGUCAGGAACAACAUCGAGGACUCCUCAGCUUCAUCUGUCUUCCAGUGUUAUAGCACUUCGGGUGGGGUCUUUUCUUCACCUUGUUCUCCUUCUCCUACUGACUCUCAGAGAGAACUCGUCAACCCUAGCACUUUCUGGCAAACCCAUCUCUUGACCUACUCUUCCGAGCAGAACCCAUUUUUCUUUUCGCCUCAAAAGAAAGUCCCAAGCAACUAUGUCACAGAUUCAGCGUCUGUGAAGGAAGAUAUCAAGCUGGUUUUUGAGGUUUUUCUGAGGAAAAAAAGAAAGAACACUGUGAUAGUUGGUGACUGUGUGUCCACAACUGAAGGCCUUGUUUCGGAGCUGACGGAGAGGAUAGAGAGAGGAGAUGUUCCUGAGGAAAUGAAACACGUCCAUUUUGUCAAGUUUUACUUCGCGCCUGUGUCUUUGAGAUUCAUGAAAAGAGAAGAUGUUGAAAAGCAUCUGGCGGACCUGAGGAGGAAAGUGGAUUGCGUUGCAUCUGGGGGAGAGGGUGCCAUUAUCUAUGCAGGAGACUUAACAUGGACUGCGGAAGAAAAUCUGAAUGGAGAAAUCCCUGGUUACAGAGCAGUUGAUCAUCUAGUAACUGAAAUAGGAAGACUGCUCUCUGACUAUAACUUCUCAAACACAAAGGUGUGGUUAGUAGCCACUGCGAGUUAUCAAACAUACCUGAGAUGCCAUAUGAGGCAACCUCCUCUGGAGGCUCAAUGGGCACUUCAAGCCGUUUCUGUUCCCUCAGAAGGGCUUGGUUUGAGCCUCCAUGCUUCCAGUGUCCAUGAUUCAAGGAUGCCCUUUGCUCAGAACCCAUCUCAAGUGCUUGAAUCGAAGCCAUUUGCUAACAAGGAAGAGCAUGACAAGCUCAGUUGCUGUGCCGAAUGCACUACAAAUUAUGAGAAAGAUGUACAGCUGUUUAAGUCUGGCCAGCAAAAGCUCUUGCCUCCUUGGCUGCAACCUCAUGGUAGUAACAAUGCCUACCAAAAGGAUGAAUUGCUUGAAUUGAGGAGAAAAUGGAACAGACUAUGCCACAGCUUACACCAAGGCAGGCAUAAUCAGAACCAUUUGAGAUCCACCUUGUAUAACAAUCAAAGCCAUACUGGAAAAAGCCAUCCUUAUGCUUCAUCAUACCCUUGGUGGCCUUGUCAAAGUAGCAUGUUCCCCGAUUCGACUUCAAUCUAUUUCUCUGAUUCUGGUUCGAAGCUGAACCACAGCCCCAAUUCGGUGCCUAAAUUCAGACGGCAAAACUCGUGUACCAUUGAGUUCAAUUUCGGUAAUGGUACACACAAGCACGAAUCAGGUGAACCAAACUUGGAUUCACUUAAGAACAGUGAGGAUAAAGAGGUAAAGAUCACCCUUGCUCUUGGUAAUUCUUUGUUUUCAAACUCAGGGAAACCAGCAAAAGAGACAAGUGAAGUGUGUAAGUUGUUGCAAGCUAAUGUCCCUUGGCAAUCUGAGACCAUUCCUUCAAUAGCUGAAACCUUGAUAGAUUCCAAAUCCACCAAAAAGGAGACUUGGUUGCUGAUUCAGGGGAAUGAUGUGAUUGGAAAAAGAAGAUUGGCACGUGCAAUUGCAGAAUCUGUUUUGGGGUCACCUGAUUUUCUCUUGCACAUGAACAUGAGAAAUAAUGAGGUGACCUCAUGUUCUGAGACGCUCGUAAGAGCAUUGAGGAACAAUGACAGGCUUGUAGUUUUGGUGGAAAAUGUUGAUUUGGCUGAUACCCAGUUCCUAAAGCUCCUUGCUGAUGGAUUUGAAGCCGGGUUAUUUGGAGAAUCAAGAGAACGGGAGGGAGGUAGUAACCAAGCAAUAUUUAUUUUAACCAAGUCCAUUUCCUCAAGCUAUGAAGAUGGGAAAAGGAAUCAGGAUUCCGUACUGGAGAUGAAGCUUAAUGUCAACGAAAAAAGUAGCAGUUUUGGGUCACCAAACUCUGAAAACAAGAGAAAAGCCGAGUGGGAUGUUUCAAACAAGAUCAAAACGCCAAGAAUCGACGAGGAAGAUCCAUCUUCUACUGGUGGUGAGAAUGGUAGCAUCAAGAAAGAGUUAUCAAGGCAGUCUAGUUUGAACACUCUUGAUCUGAACAUGAAAGCUGAUGAGGAUGAUGAAAGUGGGGAUAAACCUGGAGAGUUUAGUCCCAUUUCAAGUGACUUAACUAGGGAGACCACAGCUGAUCCUCAUAUUCCAAUCGGGUUCCUUAAAUUGAUCCAGAACCGUUAUGUUUUCAACCAAAAUGCAACUCAGGAGAAGGAGAUGAAAGAGUUUUUUGUGUCCAAGAUGAAGGGAUCCCUGAAGGAAACGUUCGGGGGUCAAAAUGUGAUUAGUUUUAGCGUUGAAAAGAGGGUGUUGGAGGGGAUUUUAUUUGGCUCAAGUUAUUUUCUCAACAGCCUUUUUGAGAAGUGGCUAAAAGACAUUUUUCAAACAGGCUUGCAAACUGUUAAAAUUGGCGGGAAAGAGGGUAUAGGUGAAAUUAGACUAAGUUAUGGGGGUAUAGGUGAAAAAGCAAUGGAAAAUGGGUACAUGGGGACUUGCCUCCCCAAGAAAAUCCAAGUUUCUUUCAUGGGCUAAAAUUGGGGUUUCUUCUGUAAAAUUCCUGACAAUACGAAAAAUGACCACAAUGUCCUUCGUGUAACUGCUCACUUUCAUAGGAAGUGUUUUUGUGUUUCCAUGCUCAAAUUAAUUUUCAGUGCCCUUUAUCACAUU
Messenger RNA from Theobroma cacao (cacao), 3512 nucleotides. RefSeq names its product protein SMAX1-LIKE 4. NCBI's taxonomy places the organism in Eukaryota, Viridiplantae, Streptophyta, Magnoliopsida, Malvales, Malvaceae. The record is from RefSeq and is a predicted model, not a curated record.